This is a messenger RNA of Talaromyces amestolkiae, 1041 nucleotides long. RefSeq lists its product as uncharacterized. Gene Ontology annotation, biological process: deadenylation-dependent decapping of nuclear-transcribed mRNA; positive regulation of catalytic activity; deadenylation-independent decapping of nuclear-transcribed mRNA. NCBI's taxonomy places the organism in Eukaryota, Fungi, Ascomycota, Eurotiomycetes, Eurotiales, Trichocomaceae. Bases 1 to 1041 code for a protein of 346 amino acids. Gene Ontology annotation, cellular component: P-body. The record is from RefSeq and is a predicted model, not a curated record. Gene Ontology annotation, molecular function: mRNA binding; enzyme activator activity. The transcript has a single exon.
AUGAACCCUCGUAAGGGGCGAGGCGGUCGAGCAAACAACCACAAUUACCACCAGAACCAGAACCAGAACCACAAUAACAACCACCUCACGAAUUUCAUAAACUACAACCACAACGCACAAUACCUCGCACAAUUCCCCAUGGCCCUCCCUCAACAGAUACCCAUCACCAACUACGACUCCAUGGAUAACGUAUAUUACUACUCCGACACCCCCCAAGACCCGCUACCACCACCCACCGCAGCAACACAAGAACCAUCCAAAACCAACGAAGAACUCAACAUCUCCGUCCUCCGCCGCCACAACCCUGCCGUCACAUCCAUCCUCUCCCUCGCGCCCUACGUGGUCGUCUACACAUUUAACCCGGCGACCCAACAAUGGGAAAAGAACGGCAUCGAAGGCACAAUGUUCAUCUGUCAAUUAACCCAGGGCUCCCUUGGGGAAGAACGAUAUAGCGUCUUUGUGCUCAACCGGCGCGGGCUAAACAAUUUCGACAUCUUGUUGACGGAUGGCGAAAAUGUGCAGAUUACGGAUGAGUUUGUGAUACUCAAAUCGGAAAAGAAGGAAGAGGAAGAAGGAGAAGGAGGAGGAUCGGAUGAGAUUAUAGGGUUGUGGAUAUUUUCGGAGCCGCCACCCAAUUCGACGGCGGAGACGAGGAAAAUUAAUGCGGAGGUUAUCAAGGAGUGUGCCACGCAUGCGGGAAGGAGUUUGGAGUUGGCGAAGGAGAGUCUGGCUGCGCAGCAGCAGCAGCAGAGUGUGCCGAUGGGAAGGCAGAUUUCGUUGAAGGAGUUGUUUGGGCAGCAGCGUGCUCAAGAUGAUGGGUUCAGCCAGCCUAAUACAGGUGCUGGUGGUGUUGACAUGGCUGCAGAAGCGGAUAUGAUGAAUGGAGGAGGUAUGAACUGGAGCUAUAAUCCGGUCGUGCAAGCGCCCAUAGUACCCUCGCCGGGACAAUUACCAUCUGCUGCAGCACAGGCGAUGAACCAGCCUGGGCCAAAUGUACUGACGGAUCUGUUCCGCAGAGCGGGGUUGGUCAAUCAGAACUGA